Messenger RNA from Uloborus diversus, 1465 nucleotides. Its product is annotated as homeobox protein OTX2-like. Gene Ontology annotation, cellular component: nucleus. The coding region runs from base 268 to 1254 and encodes 328 amino acids. The transcript is spliced from 4 exons. The record is from RefSeq and is a predicted model, not a curated record. Lineage: Eukaryota; Metazoa; Arthropoda; Arachnida; Araneae; Uloboridae. Gene Ontology annotation, biological process: regulation of transcription by RNA polymerase II. Gene Ontology annotation, molecular function: RNA polymerase II cis-regulatory region sequence-specific DNA binding; DNA-binding transcription factor activity, RNA polymerase II-specific.
GUCAUCCUAUUAUUUCAAGUGAAAUUUCUGUUUUUUUUUUUCUUUUUUGGUGACGAUUACUUUGUUUUCAAAUGUGAGAAUCCUUUGGACUGUGAAAUAAAUAAAUUUGGAAGAAACUUUUUUUUUUUGUAAGAAUUUGCUUUUGCGACAUUGGAAAUUUUGAUGAUAUACAGACAACACAUCUGAUCGUAUCUCAUUUGCGGAUUUUCUAAAGUUUCAAAACUGUUGGGAAAUACUGACACCCUGUGGCCGACGCAAGGUGACGGUAUGGCACCCCGUGGGAGCGGGGGCGCCUCGGGCGGCUUCCUGUCCGCAUACCGGGGCCCCGAAGCGAUGCCCUUGCACCAGUACGCCCCUCCGGCCACCUGCACCUACGCCCCUGCGGUCGCCUCCUCCGCCGCCGUCCCCUACUACAACGCCGGCCGUUACACCGUCAGCCCCAUGGCCGCCGUCACAUCCUGCCCGCCGAUGCCGCCCGCACACAUCGGAUACCCCGCUAAUCCUCAAGGUGCUCGAAAACAGCGACGAGAGCGCACAACCUUCAGCAGAGCUCAACUGGAUCUUCUGGAGAACCUAUUCCAAAAAACUCGGUAUCCAGACAUCUUCAUGAGGGAAGAAGUCGCGAACCAGAUUCGCUUACCAGAAUCUCGAGUGCAGGUUUGGUUCAAAAAUCGGCGAGCUAAAUGCCGUCAACAGUCCCAAAACGGCGCCAAUAAAAGUCGCACUACCAAGAAACAGGCCAAGAGUCCUCAGAGCCAACCACAGAUAGCUCCCUGCAGUAGUCCUUCUACCUCCCAGUCCCAUGCAAGUCCCUCUUCAGGAGAGUCAGGGUCCAGUCCGUCAGCUACAUUGACGCCAAUUCCGCCCAGAGGCGGUGGUGAAUAUAGUCCUACUACUCCAGACACCCUCUUAAUGCCCAGUACCUCGACUGCCAACAGUUGCAUGCAAAAAGUUGACACUUCUUCGUCGUACCAGUUUAACUGUUCCGUCUACAACACCAAUGGCUACCUCCAGAAUAGUCCUUACUCUUUUCAUUAUGACUAUUAUAAUCCAACAUUGGCACAUACGUACCAGCACCAUGCGAUGACACCAACACAUCAUCAGUCAGUGUCACCUCCAACGCAAACGACUGGACAAUGUUUGGGCAGCACACGAGAUAUGAGCGGUUACAACAGUUAUCCGCCUCUAGCUCGUUCUGAUUGUUUGGACGUUCAAGAUUCCAAGGCAUCGCCCAUUAAAUUUCAAACCUUGUAAACUGAAAGCCGGUGUUCGAUAUCUUCUGGUACAUUUUAUUUUUCAACUUCACGAUCAAAGUUAGUCGUCAGAAGACGACGACUGAAGAUUCUUGUCAUCAUCUCGAUUGUAAAAAACUGUUGUCAUUUAAACAUACCUACAUGAAUCAUCAUUGGUCGGCUUCCAAGGAUCCUUGACUCAUCACACACAUUUGAGUUGUUCCGACUUUUAU